Entamoeba dispar SAW760 is the source of this 1806-nucleotide messenger RNA. RefSeq lists its product as uncharacterized. The record is from RefSeq and is a predicted model, not a curated record. Bases 1 to 1806 code for a protein of 601 amino acids. The transcript has a single exon. NCBI's taxonomy places the organism in Eukaryota, Evosea, Mastigamoebida, Endamoebidae.
AUGGAGAAAUUGAAAGAUAGUUGUGAUAUCUCUUUGCCUCGAAAUGAAAGGGUACAAGACGUUUUUGGUAUGCCGUCUGCUCUAUCCUUUCCUUUUGAUGUUAUUUUCAGAGAGCCUAAACCUUCCUCUUUUCAAGUUUGCCCUAAGUGUCAAGCAAAGUAUAUUGAUAAAUGUCCGAUAUGUACUUCAUGUGAAAUAAAAUUUCGUGAGAUUAAUGUAUCUCUUCAUUUAAAAAAAAACCCUAUCCCAUUAUUAAUUUUUGUCAAUGUAGAGAAUUGUCAUAAAGUUUAUGUAGUAUAUUUCUUUCAAUUACUCAGACAAUCAUUUCCUACAAAAGAGAUUGUGAUACUGUUUCAAUCAGAACAUAUGACAGUAUUAAAAGCCCCACAAAAAGAAGUUAUUUUACCAGAAAAUGAGUGGGUUAUUAAUCAUAAUAGUUAUUCAUUCAAAGCAUCUGAAAUGACUGACCAUUUCAUUGACUCCUUAUUUAUUCAUAUGGUUCCUACUACAACAAUAGCCUCUCUAUUACUUGAUAUUUGUACUUCUAGUAUCAGUCAUAUUUGUUUAUUUACUUCGUUUGCUAUUGACUUACCUCAAGAUAUUUCAAACUAUAGAAAAAAAUUAUAUCACUCUUCUUCUUCAAUAGAUCAAUUUGUCUUUAAGAUGGAUAAAUUUACUGCUCUUUCAGUUAUAUUUUCAAAAGAUUCUAAUGGUCAUUUUUAUGCUUAUGAUCAAUAUACACUCACCCAAUUUCCAAAGGAUAUACUUCAAGUUAUUCAAACUCCUCGAUUGUAUAAUUUAAGACUUGUAACUAUUCUGCCUGGAUUUGAAGUACAGUCAAUGGUACCUAAAUCAUUUACAUAUUCAUCUGAUCAAACUCUAACAUUAUUUGUAAAUUCAGUAAAUGAUCAUGAAGAAAAAUAUAUUCAAUGUCAAACCCAAUGGUAUUAUCAGUUAGAAAAUGGGGAUUGUUGUUUGUGUAUUAUCAAUGAAACAUUUAACAGUUCAAAUAAAAUAUUAGAGUUGUAUAGAAGUUACCAAGCGUCUGAGUAUAUUAUUAAUCUAGCUAAAUUUACAUUAAGUAAAAGAAAUGAUAUUUUAGAAGAUGGAAGAAUAAAUUUCUUUAAACAGUUAGUUAGGUGUAUGUUGAAUUAUUAUGAAUUAAAUUCGGUCUCACAAUUCCCAUUUAAUCGAGAUAUAUUAGGAAGUUUUUGUUGCCAUUUAUUAAAUUCUCCAGCAUUCAGUGGAGAUCAAUCUGAUCUUGAUCAUAGUGAUAAGAAUCUUGUUAAAUGUUUAAUAGAGAGAGAAAUGAUUAUAAAAAAGCCAUGGAAAGAGUUAGAAUUAUAUUUUAAUCGUGAUUUAUAUUAUAUAAAAGUUGUUUCUGAAGAUUACAAAUUAGUUCAAACAUUUAAUAUUCCAUAUCAAAGUGAAAGGUUUAUUGGUCAGUCAUGGUUAAUAGAACGUAAAGAUAAUAUUGCAACACAUUUAAUUUUUAAAGAAAGUAAAGAUGCAUGGAGAAUUUUUGGUGAUAAAUGGUAUUUAAGAGAUGAGGAAUAUCUUAUUGGAGUAUGGAAAGAAAUUAUGGGUACUAACAUUUCUAAUGAUCCAACAUUUUUUGAUUCAAAGUUAAGAAAAAUGAGAUAUCACUUUAAAGUAAUAGAAGACUAUGGAGAAUUAAUUCCAUUUUGUUAUGACGGAAUGGCAAAUUUGUAUCGAGAUGAAGCAUUAUUUAAAAUUAAUUUGUUAAAAAGAAUGGAUGAAAUAAAACGAAGAAAUGAAACAACUUAUUUAUUCCCACAUGUUUAA